AUGACAGAGUUAGUCGAGGAUGUAGUUUUGGAGAAGUCGGCAGGGGAUUCCAGUGGUGCUGGACAAUUGGACGAGGCUCAUGCAUGGGAGGCUGAUUACACUAAGAGUUGGAUCAACAUCACCAAAGACCAGCACGGCAAACUGGUAGUGCGAGACGAAGCCUCCAUUGCUCGGAAAUACCCGCGGAACUACGAUGGUGUGCUCCCAGUCUCAGCUGGUGAGGAUGGCGAACUAGUCCAUAAGCAGUCAAUGGCCUUGAAGAGAGGCUUACUACGGUUCCUGUACUUGGUAGUAGAUAUGAGCUCUGCUAUGCAGAAUAUGGAUUACAAACAGAAUAGGUUAGAUUUCGUAGUAUCGCAUCUUUGUCGUAAUUUCAUCCCCCAAUACUUCGACCUCAACCCUAUCAGUAACCUGUCCGUCCUUGCAUUACGAGACCAGAGGGCUCACUUCGUCACGCGUAUGUCGGGCCAACCGGCCUCCCAAAUGGAGCGAGUCCUCCAGUUCUCCACUGGUGGGGCCUCAGGCUCAGCAUCCCUCGUCAAUGCACUUGAAGCAGUGGGUCAGGCUGCUAAAGGGAGUCUACCUCGUUAUGGCACACGUGAGGUGUUAAUAGUAUGGGGUUCGUUGCACUCAGCAGAUCCACCUACCAGUGGAAAGCUCAUACCAGACUGUGUUGAUAGGCUUAUAGAGGAAAUCAAGCCCAACUCAGUGAGGGUGUCUGUGAUAUCACUAUCGCCAGAACUGUAUGCGUUACGGAAAGUUGUAGAGAUGACUGGUGGCACCUUCUCUGUUGCUACUAGUCCUAUACAUUUCAAACGUUUAAUGCAGAAGCAUCUCACGCCACCAAAUUGGGUGAGCUCCCCGAGCUAUAUCAAAAUGGGAUUCCCAGUACGAAGAGCAUGCGAUGGUAACCAUACAGCAGAUCCACCAAUAAAGUGUAUGUGUCACAAUAGGCUACAAAAGACCUUCGUGUACAUUUGUCCACAGUGCCACAGCCCAGUCUGUGAGAUACCAGUUAACUGUCCAGUAUGUAGACUUCCCUUAGUGGAUGAUGAUGCGCUGAAGAAACAUCAUCGACACAUUUACUCUAUGCCAACGUACACCUUACUACCGACGGUAGACUACCCCAAGUCCUAUACAUGCCAAUUUUGUGGAACUGACUUCACAGAGGGCGGCGCUAGAUGUGAUCAGUGUUUGAGUGAUGUUUGCUACGAAUGUGAUAUGUUUGCUCAUAACAAGCUCCGUCACUGUCCUGGAUGCUUGUAGUUUCUCA
Messenger RNA from Perkinsus marinus ATCC 50983, 1273 nucleotides. RefSeq lists its product as hypothetical. The record is from RefSeq and is a predicted model, not a curated record. Gene Ontology annotation, biological process: regulation of transcription by RNA polymerase II; nucleotide-excision repair; DNA-templated transcription. Gene Ontology annotation, molecular function: zinc ion binding. The transcript is spliced from 10 exons. The coding region runs from base 1 to 1266 and encodes 421 amino acids. NCBI's taxonomy places the organism in Eukaryota, Perkinsozoa, Perkinsida, Perkinsidae. Gene Ontology annotation, cellular component: transcription factor TFIIH core complex; transcription factor TFIIH holo complex.